Messenger RNA from Dunckerocampus dactyliophorus (ringed pipefish), 6960 nucleotides. RefSeq names its product methylcrotonoyl-coenzyme A carboxylase 2. Gene Ontology annotation, molecular function: methylcrotonoyl-CoA carboxylase activity. Gene Ontology annotation, cellular component: mitochondrion; methylcrotonoyl-CoA carboxylase complex. The coding region runs from base 91 to 1899 and encodes 602 amino acids. Lineage: Eukaryota; Metazoa; Chordata; Actinopteri; Syngnathiformes; Syngnathidae. The record is from RefSeq and is a predicted model, not a curated record. Gene Ontology annotation, biological process: L-leucine catabolic process. The transcript has 13 exons.
UCCUUCAAGAAACUAGUCGGUGAUGAUUUUGCAGUCGUUUUUGUCUUUAUCGUCCUGUUUUUAUCUUCGAUACAGCCGACACUGACAGACAUGUACACAUUUAUUGCUAGGAACGCGUAUAGUGGAAGAAGAGUGUGCACAUUUUUGCCAUUGUGGAUUCUGAGAAGCACGACAGAGGAAGGGCGAUAUAGGAUGAUGGAGCAGCAUCAGCAGUGUUUUGUCCGGCAUACGAGCUGUACAGCCAAUAUGAGGACAGCUCUGCGUAGCGCCUUCCCGGUGUUAGACCUUCCCCUGCAGCCCAUCCACCAGCAUGUUUAUGAGGCAAACCUUCACAAUAGCAACACCUGCCGCAACAAGUUUAUGGAGUUAAGUGAGAAGGUCACUAAAGGAGGUGGGGAAAAUGCGAUUGCCAGACACACACAGAGGAACAAGAAGUUGUUGGUGAAAGACCGAUUGCGCCUACUUUUGGAUGAUGAAGACUUCCUAGAGCUGUCACACUUCGCAGGUCUGGGUCUUCCUUAUGGUGAUAUCCCAUCAGCCGGAUGCCUCACAGGUGUUGGCAAGAUCAAUGGCCUGUGGUGUGUAUUCAUUGCCAAUGAUGCCACAGUGAAGGGGGGCACAGCUUAUCCAAUCACAGUUAAGAAGCAGCUGCGAGCACAAGAGGUGGCGAUUCAGAAUCGUUUGCCCUGUGUCUACCUCAUCGACUCUGGAGGAGCUUUUCUACCCUUGCAGUCGGAGAUCUUUCCUGACAAGAACCAGGGAGGAAGGACAUUUUAUAAUGAAGCCAUCAUGUCUGCAAUGAAGAUCCCACAGGUGUCGGUGGUGUGCGGUUCAUGCACAGCGGGUGGAGCCUACAUCCCCACCAUGGCAGAAGAGACAGUGAUGGUGCACAGGAUAGGGACCAUGUUCUUGGGAGGACCGCCACUGGUUAAGGCUGCCACAGGAGAGGAAGUCACACCAGAAAACCUUGGAGGAGCUAGGCUUCAUGCCGAGGUGAGUGGGUGUGUGGAUCAUUUUGCCUGGGAAGAGAAAGACGCUUUUGAGUGUGCCCGGAACAUCAUAUCAACACUCAACUUCACACUCCCUGAGGAGGAGGAGGAUGAAGAGAAGAUGAGGAGGAGGAAAGAUGAGGAGAAGCCUCUGUUUAGUUCAGAGGAGCUGCUGGGUCUUGCCCCCAGAAGUUACACUUACAGUCUGGAUGUUAAAAUGGUUAUUAGUCGACUGACAGACGGAAGUCGCUUCCAGGAGUUUAAAGCCUGUUUUGGAACCACACUCAUCACUGGGUUUGCAAAGAUACAUGGUCACCUUGUAGGAAUAGUAGCCAACAAUGGACAGCUGUCAUAUCAGUCUGCUCUGAAGGGAAGCCACUUUGUCCAGCUGUGUGACCAGAGAGAUGUCCCACUCCUCUUCCUCCAGAACACUGCACCAUCAGCAACAUUAACCCUCUCCUCAACACAGGCAGAAAUGAACAGCAACUGCCUGAAAGCUCAGGGUUCAAUGAUGUCAGCAGUGGCCUGCGCCUCUGUACCCAAAAUCACUGUGGUGAUAGGAGGUUGUCACGGCGCUGACAGCUAUGCAAUGUGUGGAAGGUCUUUUGACCCCAACUUCCUGUUCCUGUGGCCCAAUGCCAGAGUGUCCCUGACAGCUGUCGGUCACAUUGGCCAUCUGCUUCACUCUGACAAUGAGCAAGAGGAGGAGCGAAAAAACACGGAGAACGAUCUCAACAGGAUGUUAGAGGAGGAGAGUUCGGCUUUUUUUUCCUCGGGACGGCUCUGGGAUGAUGGAGUUAUUCUGCCUCAAGACACUCGGAGGGUUCUUCGAGACUGUCUGAAUAUCAUCAAACAGCAAAACUAUCAGCUUUCAACAGAGAAACUGCAAUCAGCACUUUUACGGAUUUAAAAAAUCUUUCACACAUCAUUGAGACAUUUUUUCCAUUGCGAUGCCUUUUGUACCGCAUUGGGUCAUCUACCAAUGUUGAACAGAAGUGCCUCUUCCUGGAUCAGUAGGAGAUCAUGUAAUCUGGACCGGAUGAUUUGACUGAAGUUUGACAGGCCACUUUCUGAGUGUUUUUCUUGUUUUUUUCACACAAUAUGACAAUUUCAGGCUAUUGUUCGUGUGUGUUUGGUGCUAGCAUGUAGUAUGGAUGGUGUACGGUUCGGUCCGCCCUGCACGGGACAAUCCGCAUUUAUGGACCUCGGUUUUGUGUUACAUUUUGCACUGUGUGCGCGCACGUGCCGGUCCAGGCUUGCAAAAAAUUCUCCCAGCGACUUUACACACAGUACAUAUUUCAAGUGAGGGACAGUCUGCCUAAAAGGACGAAAAGGCAGGGCAUUUGACAACAGAGUGUAUAUCAGAGAGUAUAGACACCAACAGCCGCACAGCCUGGCCCGUCUGUGUCUGUGUCGGUGAUGCACAGAAACGACGCGGUGCGGGCAGAACAUCGCCCAGCCUCCUGGCCCAGACGUCGAGGUGCGGUACACCUGUUUUUGAACACUUCACCUAGAAGUACUAGAUGGUACAACUAUUACUGUUGCACUUCAGUUAAGGAACUUUACUAAACAUAAAAUGAUCAUCACCCUGUUCUAACUCUUACUGUUUACAGCGUUUCCAAAGUGCGGCCCAGGAGUCAUUUUUGGCCCACUGCUUGUUCUUUGUGCUUUUUAAUGAAAAAUGUUAUUUGAUUUUACAUUAAUUUGCUUUGUCACCUACACUGUAAUGCAAAGCCUGUAUGGCUUAGAGUGCAAUAUGCUGACCUACACUGGAUUGGUUUUAUAGCAUCUUUAAAGUACACGUCAAAGUGGCCCCCCACAUCCUUCAAUUUUUUUUGUAUGCUAGAUCAGUGUUUUUCAACCAAGUGAGGGAUUGUCUGGUGUGCCGUGGGAAAGUAUCCAAUUUCACCUAAUUAUUAUCCGCAAAUAAUGUGCCGUUGCCGAGUGUCUGUGCUACCUAGUAGUGAUCGGCAUGUAAGAGAAACCAUGUAAUACACUUCCAUAUCAGUGGGUGGCAGCAGGUAGCUAAGUGCUUUAGAGUCCCUUGAUUGAGAGAGUUAAGACAACUGAGAUUACGGUGCCAUGUUGGGGCCAAUUCAAGCGUGCACAGUAAAACAAUGCAUGUAAAAAGUGGUAUAAAGAAUAUUAAGGUAUCCAGUGUAAUAUCCAUAAAAUAACUGCAGUUUAGACUAAAUGCACGAAAUGAGGUUCCCACAACCAUACAGAUCAAAAUAAAUCUAAAAUUGGGCCAGAUUAUAAACUGUAUAAUACGAUUUUUAUAAAAAUGUUUUCAUUAUUGCACUUCACGUCUAACAGUGCGAAUUCCUUUUACAGUUUUGAAGCAUUUUAAAUUUCAUUUUCAUGCUUCAUUUAAAAAAAUAAUUUUAAUUAAUAAUAAAUAAUGCAGAGAAAUUGUGUGGAGACAAGAGUUGUUCUCUUUAAGCACAAAAUAAGCACCAAAACCGAGGUAUGGAUUGGACCGUGGGUCACCUCUACCGUUGCACCCCGAGUAUGCAUGGUAUCACUUUUCCUUUGUGCCAGUUAAAUGUUUUGGUGAUACGGGUGUCACGAGGCACCUAACUCACAAGACAAUUAGCAGUCAUGACCAAGGAGACUAGACUUAAACAGAACUGCCACUCGGCAUCCAUUUCCGUAUCAUGCCCUGCGUGGGUUUGGCCGCCAUGAUGGUGACAAGAAUCCAGAAACAUUGCAUUGUAAACAUGACCUCGGCACAAUGCUCAGCCAUUAAUUGCUCUAAUAAACACUCCAAAAGACCAGAUUUGUCAUUUUCAAGUUCUUCAAAAACAAAGACAGGUAUGUGUCAUAAAAAUGUUGUGGAUUUUAGAACACAGGUUGUAAACAAACAGGACAGUGGACAAGACUCACGGAGUGUAUAUUAGCUUAAAGCUAAUUUGUUUCUCUGGGUGAUUAGUCGAAUUCAUGACAAGUCAGUGAUGAUGAUGAUUUAGGUUAUAGUCUAUCAAAUGUAUGAACAAAUCUAUUACUGAAAUAAAUGUUGCAUUGUGUAAAUAAUUCCAGUUAAUUAUCCAUAUAAGUGUUAUUAUUUUGUAUGUUGAUUGUUAAGCGUUGGUAACACUGUAAGGAAGAAAAAACAAGUCAAAGAAGGAAAAAGAUUAUUUCAUACUGCUUAUUUGACAUCUACAUGUAGGCACAUAGAGUUUUACAUACAUAUUUACAUACAUAUUUUAUACUCGGCACACAUUGUACACUGUUGUGUGGCUAGCCCCGCCCACUUCUCUUGCUCACCAUCAUGGCGGACUUUCUGUUCCAUGGCGUACAACGCUCUGUUCCAUUUGUUGCGGCUGAAUUGGCAGUCCAGUUUAAGUCCAGUGUCCUUGGUAAUGACUGAGAAGAAAGAGGGCGGGCUGUAGUACGUUUGAACGCCAAGCUCCCCAAUUGCAGUACCUAACCAUGACAGAGGUGCUGUAAAGGUGACAGCAUCCGUACUCCGAUGUAUUGUUUCUUUGAUGCCCAAUUCCAGUGUUUGUCACUUCUGUACUUGUCAAGAUGAACAUAUUUGAGGCACACUAUUGUCUUAAGGUUAUUAACUUCUCAUCAUUAAGUAUUUAUUAGUAGGAUUGUCGAGGGCAGAAAAAAACAGAAUUACAAGCAGUAUCAAACAAAAAUGUCUUUAUUUUCCAACAAAAAGUAUGUAAUUAAUCAACAACAAUCGAAUUUGGCACAGACGGAACAGUAAUAGGAACUAAAUACAAGCAAGCAGCACGAGGGAAAGAGCGGAGCUGAUUGGAUGACACGAGAAGAGGGCACGACCAUAAACAUAAAUAUACUGCAUGUCGUAUGUAUUUAUGUCUAUGGGCAUGACGACCAAGAAUAGGUGAAACUACAAUCCCCACGAGACACAUGGAAGACAUGACAUAACCGAGGAAGGAAACAGUCAAAGCAAACAGUUGAAAAGGUUCAAAUAAUAUAAAGCUUGUGCAAAUCCCCGACUGAACAUUUUUGGAUUGUGUUUGUGGAAGUGUUUAAACAAACUUUAGUGCCACAACGUUUGUGCAAGGACAAAAAAAAGUCCAAGCAUCGCUAGCUUGAUGCAGCAGGACUGUGUAUCGACAGUCAGUUUUCUUUCAACUGAUUUGAACUACAUUUAAAAAAAAACAAACAAACAAUAAAACCCCACCUAUUCACAAUUCAGAAUUGUUUUCUCUACUUGAAAUUGUAAAAAAAAAAAAAAAUUAUGGCAACUUAAGUAGAAAGUGUUUUGAUGGCGCGAUCAGCAGGGGGGAAAGAGUGCUGCGUCUCUGAAUCCAGCAGAGGGUGCUGUCCAGCAGGAAGAUGAUUUGACAAGACGUGAUGCUGUGUAACUAUGUUUUGGAAGUACAGUACUGUUAUACAAUACGUAUACCUGUAAUUGUUUCUUGAUGUGUAAAAUUGAAUUUAAAGUGUGUUUAAUGGCUGUCAGAGGCAUAUUAUAAGGCUUAGAGCAGGGGUGUCCAAACAAAAAUUACAACUUUGUGUUUUGCUUUUCUCACAUUAUUAAGGCUUUAAAAAAUAACAUUUUUUCUUUAAAGGGGGCCUAUUAUACAAAUUUUCGGGCCUGUUUAUUGAGUUCUGGACUCCUACAGAGCAGCUACACACGAUAACCCGCACAGAAAGCUUUCUAGAGCUUACAGACUCUGCACCUGUUCCUGCCUCCCACCCAAACGGUCUGUGUAAUUUACUCCUCCAGGUACGCCUGGAGGUCACACUCCCAAGGACUUCAAAUGCGCAAAUAUUAUUAUCUGAUGCGUUUAACACAAGAGUACAACAUUGUAACAUUUGUAGGUCAGAAAAGAGGAAAACAUAAUAGGCCCUCUUUAAUGUUUCAACUCUACCAGUCCAGGGUGUACCCCGCCUCUUGCCCAAAGUCAGCUGGGAUAGGCUCCAGCAUACCCCCGCUACCUUAAUGAGGAUAAGCGGCAUACAAAUUGACAUUAUUUUUCCUCAUAAUACUACAAAGUUCAUUCUUGUAAAAUUGCACCUUUUUUCUCAUUCUCAUUAAAAUACAACUUUUUUUCCUCUUUAUAUUUUGACUUUAUUUCCGUAAAAUGAUAUGUUUUUUUUUUCCUUUUCUGCUGGGUUUUUUUCUUUAAUUUUUCAACUGUUUAAACUUUCGUCUUGUCAAUUUUUUUUUUCCUCGUAAUUAUGACUUUAUUCACAUAAAAUUUGGACUUUUUCCACAACCUAAUUUUCCAAAAAUUACAUUUGUUGUUUUGUCUUUCCUUAAUAUUUCAACUUUUAUGAUAUUAAAAUUAAAAAUUUCCUCAUAAUAUUAGAAAAGUUACUGUCUUAAAAUUAAGAUUUUUUUGCUUUGUUAAAUUACAACUUAUUUGUCUUAAUAUUUUGACUUUAUUCUGCCAUUUUUUCAAUUUUUGCUGUUUUUUUUGUUUUUAGUUUUCUUAUUAAAUUCUUAGGGAUGUCCGAUAUUGAAUUUUUUGCCGAUAUGCCGAUAUUGUCCAACUCUCAAUUUCCGAUUCCCAUAUCAACCGAUAUGGGAAUCAGUCGUGGAAUUAACACAUAUCUGUUGUGAAGCUAAUGGAUUCAGCAUCAGCAAUUAGCUUCCCGACGUGGAUGUAAACAACAUUGUACAACUGGAAGAAAACAUCUGAGAAAUACUUGCGAUUGGGCAUGGCAAAGCGUGGCUCGAGGAACUCCACAAAUUUGGUGAAUCCUGCAGCAGUGCAUUGCCUAGGCGACACUACCACGUCUGCCUGCCGCAGACGUUUUUUUUUUUUUUACAUUCCCGCCCAAAGACAUAAAAUGAAUGAUGAAUUGUGAGCGGGAAUACAGUGUUUUCCACAACGUCGGCAAAUGAUGCUCUCAAAACGAUGUUAUAAUGGCCAAAUAAGUAUUCCCUGGGAUUUGGUUUGGGCAGUAAAACGAGUCGUACACCAUGCAGCAGCAUCUUCUCCGCUUCGACUCUUGCCACAUCCAGUGUUAGAAAGCCCAUAAU